Messenger RNA from Morchella sextelata, 1152 nucleotides. RefSeq lists its product as uncharacterized. The transcript has 2 exons. NCBI's taxonomy places the organism in Eukaryota, Fungi, Ascomycota, Pezizomycetes, Pezizales, Morchellaceae. The record is from RefSeq and is a predicted model, not a curated record. Bases 1 to 1152 code for a protein of 383 amino acids.
AUGCCCAAGUCGCACCUCCUCACCGGCCUCGCCCCGGCCCUCCGCUGCUACCGCCGCACUCCUCAAUUCCAUCAACAGCUCCGCAGCAUCCGCAUCACCCGCGAGACCGUCCCCAGCGCCUCCCAGCCCGAGUCCCCACCGCAGACACCGCAGACACCGCAGACACCGGCGCCCACCAGCAGCAUCAGCAUCGGCUCCUCACCGCUCAAGAGCUCCGUCACCGCCUUUCCCGGGCGCUCCUUCGCCAUCCGCCGCGGCAGCCAGUUCUACGACUCCCGGCAGAAGACCCCCGGGCUCUUACCACCCUCGCCGUGCCGCAACCCGGCGCACAAGCUCCCCAUCAUCACGCGCGCCUUCGGGCCCAAGCUCAGCGAGUCGCACUUCUCGCGCGAGCCCCCCGAGAAGCUGAGCUAUGCGAUGGGCCACAAGAUGGACAUCCGCGACCUGGACAACUACGUGCUGAGGCACGACGUGGCCUUCAAGCUCGGCGUCGAGUAUCUGUCGCCCGCGGUGCACAAGGUGGCGCACAAGCGCGAGCGGCUGCUGGACGGGCUGGUGCACGGCGUGAGGAGGCCGCGGAUCAUUGUGCCGGCGGUGGUGAUUUCGGGCGCUGGCGGCGUGCCGCGGUGGCUGUUUUUCGUGCUGGAUAGUAUGACGCCGUGGACGUUUCUGUCGAAGCAGGCCAUGGAAAAGCUCAACAUCCCCAUCUGCGCCGACGGCUCGCGCACGCACGUCACCAUCUCCGGCUACGACCAAUCCGUCUACCCCUCGCCCCCGGGCUCCGGCUUCGAGGACCUCAACAUCCUCGGCACGGGCUUCAUGCGGCAGUACAACGCCUACCAGACAGUCGACUGGCGCACGCGGUCCGCCAAGGUGUUCAUCAACCGGGGUGGGAUGCCGCACUUCUCUGAGAUGCGCAUGACGUCGUGGACGCCGGCGGGCAACAUUGAUCUGCAGAUCCAGAUGAUGCGCGACGAGGACGAGGACCACGAGACCCAGUCGGAGCGCGAGGUGCGCGAGGCCUGGGAGAAGGAUACGGAUGAAGGCAUCAGCCAUGCGGAGAAGUGGAGGAGGAAGUGGACGGGGAGUGAGUGGGACACGGUGGAGCUGUUUAUGAAGGAUGGCCAUGGGGGGGAUGACUGGGGGGUUUAG